AUGCCCGCUAUACGCAAACUAAGUCUUAAAGAGCAUCAAGGUAUAUCAUUGCUUAAACAGGCCAACAUACCUGUUGCACCAUUUGGUGUCUCCCGAAGUGCUGAUGAAUUGUUUGAAGAAGCUCGAAAAAUUGGUGGUCAAGAUCUUGUUGUAAAAGCUCAAGUACUGACUGGUGGACGAGGGAAAGGGUAUUUUGAGUCAGGCUUAGAAGGUGGAGUGCAACUCGUUUUUUCUCCUGAAGAAGCACGUGAGAAAGCUUCAAUGAUGUUGGGUUCGAAAAUUUUCACCAAACAAACAGGCGCAGCUGGUAAACUUUGCGAUGAAGUAAUGAUUUGCAAACGAUUGUUUACGCGACGGGAGUUCUAUUUUUCCAUUACAAUGGAUCGGCAUACCGGAGGUCCGGUAGCUAUAGGUUCGUCGAAAGGCGGCGUUAAUAUUGAGGAAGUAGCUGCAAAAGAUCCGAAGGCUAUUGUCAAGUGUCCAAUCAACAUAUUUGAAGGUAUGACAGAAGCAGAAGCCAGUUCAAUGGCCGAUCAGAUGGGUUUCAAGGAUGAUCUCAAGGUGCAAGCAGCGGAUAUUUUUAGAAAAUUAUAUAACUUAUUUAUUAAAUAUGAUGCAACACUUAUUGAAAUCAAUCCAAUGGCAGAAGAUAUCAAUGGAAAACUCUACUGUUUGGAUUGUAAACUGAAUAUUGAUUCAAAUGCGAGUCAUCGGCAAACAGAAUUAUUUGCUAUGGAAGAUCAGCAGCAGCAAGAUCCUCUGGAAUUGCGCGCAGCAAAAGCUGAUCUUAAUUAUAUUCGACUGGAUGGUAACAUCGGUUGUAUGGUGAAUGGAGCUGGGUUAGCGAUGGCAACUAUGGAUAUUAUCAAACUUCAUGGUGGUGAUCCGGCAAAUUUCCUUGAUGUUGGAGGUGGCGCUACUGUUGAGCAAGUUGCUGAGGCCUUUCGGAUUAUCACUGCCGAUAAAGAUAAGGUUGACGCAAUCCUUGUGAAUAUUUUUGGUGGUAUCAUGCGUUGUGAUGUCAUUGCACAGGGUAUGAUCAAUGCUGUCAAUGAACUUCAACUCAAAGUUCCUGUUGUUGUUCGUUUGCAGGGUACUCGUGUUGAAGAUGCCAAGGCAUUAAUUGCAGCUGCUAGUUUGCGGAUGAUUUCAUGUGAUGACUUAGACCAAGCUGCGAAAAUGGUUGUGAAGUUAUCGGAAAUAGUUCAGCUGGCACGAUCUAUACCGAUUGAUGUAUCCUUCCAGCUUCCUUCUUAA
This is a messenger RNA of Acanthocheilonema viteae, 1257 nucleotides long. NCBI's taxonomy places the organism in Eukaryota, Metazoa, Nematoda, Chromadorea, Rhabditida, Onchocercidae. The record is from the annotation of a GenBank genome assembly.